AUGGUUCCAAUAGCUGUAGCAGUGGUAGAGGUAGAGAGGUAUGACUCAUGGAAGUGGUUUCUGGAACUACUAAUGGCUGAUCUGGGACUUGGUGUGGAAAACAUACCCUGGACAUUCAUCUCAGAUCGACAAAAAGGACUGGUCCAUGCAGUGAAUGAGUUAUUUCCAAAUUCUGAACACAGGUUUUGCUUGAGGCAUAUGUACCAAAAUUUCAAACAGAAGUUCAAAGGAAAAGAGUUGAAGGACUUGUUCUGGGCAGCAGCAAGUGUUGGGAAUGAAGUGGACUGGAAAUUAGCAAUGAAUUCCCUUGAAAAAGCUUCAAAGGAUGCAGCUGAAUGGCUGCAAAAAGUGCCAAGUGUUUUAUGGAGCAGGUCACAUUUUAGACAAAGUAGCAAAUGUGAUAUUCUUGUGAACAAUCUUUGUGAGUCAUUUAAUAACUAUAUCUUAGAAGCUAGAGAGCUACCUGUCAUAGGGAUGCUUGAGUGGAUUCGAAGAAGGCUCAUGCAAAGGAUUCAAGUGAAGAGGACUGGUAUGCAGAAAUUUCAAGGAAAAAUAUGUCCUAACAUUGCAGAGAAGAUUGAUAGGAAUCUGAAAUUCAGUAGGCUGUGUAUUCCCACAUGGGAUGGCAAGAACAAAUAUGAAAUUGAUUGUGGGCCCAGAAAAUCUGUUGUGGUGGAUCUGAAGGAAAAGACUUGCACAUGUGGCUAUUUCCAGCUUACAGGUUAUCCUUGUGCUCAUGCAUGUGCUGCAAUAGGAGCACGUAGAUUGCCUUUGCUUGAUUAUGUGCAUGCCUGCUACAGUAGAGAAAAUUACUUGAAAACAUAUGAGCACACUAUCACACCUGUCCCAAGUAAUAAGUACUGGGUGAGAUGUGAAGAACAACCCCAAAACCUCCUGCAGUUCGAAGAAUGCCUGGCAGACCCAAAAAGAUCCGGCAAAGGGCAGCCGACGAGCCUAAAAAGGGUCAAGUCUCAACCAGAAAGGGUCUUGUGGUAA
Coffea arabica (coffee) is the source of this 996-nucleotide messenger RNA. The record is from RefSeq and is a predicted model, not a curated record. Lineage: Eukaryota; Viridiplantae; Streptophyta; Magnoliopsida; Gentianales; Rubiaceae.